Messenger RNA from Hyalella azteca, 1352 nucleotides. RefSeq names its product 3-hydroxyacyl-CoA dehydrogenase type-2-like (gene scu). The record is from RefSeq and is a predicted model, not a curated record. Gene Ontology annotation, molecular function: estradiol 17-beta-dehydrogenase [NAD(P)+] activity. Gene Ontology annotation, biological process: androgen metabolic process; fatty acid metabolic process; estrogen metabolic process. Gene Ontology annotation, cellular component: mitochondrion. NCBI's taxonomy places the organism in Eukaryota, Metazoa, Arthropoda, Malacostraca, Amphipoda, Hyalellidae.
UGUCUUGCAGGUGACGUCUGAGGAGGACAUCCAGCAGGCCCUGGACGCCUGCAAGAACAAAUUCAGGAGGCUGGACGCUGUCGUCAACUGCGCCGGCAUUGCCGUGGCUUUCAAAACCUUCAAUCUCAAGAAGAACAUCGUGCAUUAUUUAGAGGAUUUUGAGAAUGUCGUCAAGAUGAACAUGGUAGGCACGUUCAACGUGAUCAGAUUGUCGGCGAGUUUGAUGAACGAGAACGAGCCUAAAGCUGACGGCCUGUGAGGCGUCGUCGUCAACACGGCCAGCAUGGCCUACGACGGACAGGUGGGGCAGGCUGCAUACGCGGCUAGCAAGGGGGGGAUCGUAAGCAUGACGCUCCCCAUCGCCAGGGAUCUCGCCCCCAUGGGGGUGAGGGUCUGCACAAUAGCCCCUGGUCUAUUCCGGACUCCCCUGCUGGAAGCACUGCCGGAGAAGAUCCAGACGUUCCUAGCCAACAACGUACCAUUUCCCCAGCGUCUGGGGGAGCCCGAUGAGUUCGCUCAGCUUGUGCAGGCCAUCAUCUUAAAGCCCAUGAUGAACGGGGAGGUCAUCAGGCUCGACGGCGCCCUCAGGAGGCAGCCAUAAAUGGGGUUCUAAGAUGGACGAGUGGCAUGGUUUCUUGGUGCUCGUCUCUUGUUACUUUGGUGCCUGUGGGUUCUGUAGGUAUAUGAAAGCGUGAUACGCAUGUUCGCUAGUACACCGCAAAAGUUUCAUGAGCGAUAAGAUAUGCACAGAUAGACGAGGGGCAUGGUUUCUUGGUGCUGGCUCCUGUUGCUUAGUGCGUGUGAGUUGUACGAAAGCGUGAUAGUCUGCUACAGAACAGAAAUUUUAUAAGAAGACUUGUUACUACGGUAUGAUAGAUUUAUGUAAGGUUUUGCUACCAUUAAAGACGGUCAUUGUUCGGUACUCAGAACUGACAAUUUCAAAGUUUGCGGAGAGCGCAUGGGUUUGGGUAGAGCGAUCAGGCAGAGCAUGGACAAGAAAUAUGUAAAACUUUCAAGGAAUUGAUUCUCGUCUCCACGAUUCAUGCGUCAGAUAUUCUCACAACCUGUAAAUAUUUGCUAAGCAAGUUACAGUUCAGAGAACCGUUCAGCAGGCGAGUCUUCCUUCAGUGUAGCGGACCACAAGCUACACCUGUGGGUAUCGGUUCCCCGCUUGAGCAAGUAUGAUCUCUUAGUUGUGUCAUCAUUGCAUUUAUUAUAGAGUCUCUCGGCUAGAACGAGAGUUGUAAAUUUUAUUCUCGCACCUUCCUGCGGUGUUUUUGUCAGCAGGUUGAAAUCCCUCCUGCCACGCUCCUGGUAUUAUCUAAGUGAAGUUGAAAUAUAUUACCUUCAUA